CGCGCUGGUGCAUGAAGACUAGAGUUUAUCCGGUAAAAUUAUACAACAAUACCAGGUUGUUUUCCAAUAUGAUGCUCUUCCUUGUAUUAACGUGUUGGAUUGGCAUUGCUGCUGGUGUUGAUGAAGAGGAUGAUGAGAUUGAGUCGCUAACCGUGACUGAAGGUGGAAACCUCACCAUCUCUGUUCACAUAGAGAAAUCGGACGAAGACCCUCAGGUUUUGGUGACUCGUCUCAAAGGCUCCUCGCAGGAACCGAUAGCGCAGGUAUUCUGUCAUAACGGAGCCUGUGCUCAGAAGUGCUGGAGACCCGGAGUUUCUCUCGUAUCUGAUGGAGAGAAUACAACUCUGAUCCUGAUGAACGUCAGCUACAAUCAAACGGGGCUUUACAAGGUCUGCAAACUGAGCAGUAGACAACCGCAAAACAAGAUCUACAAGCUUACAGUGUAUCAGCCUCCACUCAGGACCAUCAGCACUGAACAACCAGCAUCUGCCGUGCACAGUAAAUCAUUUACUGCAGGCAUAAGCACAGCUGCAGUGGUCCUCGUUUUACUGGUCAUCAUUUGUGCUGUUACUGGUGUCAUUUAUAGGAAACAUGAAAAGGCAAGUAUCAUUGCAGAGCAAUUUAUCUUAACCUGCCUCGUCCUAAUUUGAUGCUGCAUUCAAAAAUAUCAAUUAAAACUAUCCAUCAUGUACAUUUUACAAAGUAAGAAUGAAGAUAGUAAAAAAAAACAUAAAUGUAUCAGCUUAAAUGCAAAAUAACAAAAGCAGUCAAAAGU
This is a messenger RNA of Sinocyclocheilus grahami, 775 nucleotides long. RefSeq lists its product as uncharacterized. Lineage: Eukaryota; Metazoa; Chordata; Actinopteri; Cypriniformes; Cyprinidae. The coding region runs from base 12 to 650 and encodes 212 amino acids. The transcript is spliced from 3 exons. The record is from RefSeq and is a predicted model, not a curated record.